This is a messenger RNA of Dendrobium catenatum, 3156 nucleotides long. RefSeq names its product G-type lectin S-receptor-like serine/threonine-protein kinase At5g35370. Bases 147 to 2792 code for a protein of 881 amino acids. Gene Ontology annotation, biological process: protein phosphorylation. NCBI's taxonomy places the organism in Eukaryota, Viridiplantae, Streptophyta, Magnoliopsida, Asparagales, Orchidaceae. The record is from RefSeq and is a predicted model, not a curated record. The transcript has a single exon. Gene Ontology annotation, molecular function: protein serine/threonine kinase activity; ATP binding.
GAAAUUAAUUUUGAGUUCUAAAGAAGUAUUGUGCGGUUUCAAAACGAUUUUCAACAGUGGGCGUUUUUCGAGCUACUCUCAUGGCGUCUUUCCAUUCUCCAGCUGAAUAUCCCCAUGGCUUCUAACCCAAGAAUCCCAAUCCCCACAUGGCCCCCACUCGACGGUGCGUCCUCUUCUUCUUCCUCCUCCUCUUUCUUCUCUUCCUCCGCCACCGCCGCGCAGCAGCCGCUCCUGUCUACACGGAAUACCUCUACCCCAAUUUCACGGCCUCGAGUGUGAACUACCUCGAGAAAGGCGGCAUCUUUCUCAACUCCAACUCUUCCAUCUUCUCUGCCAUAUUACAGUCCGAUGACCCGCAAUCCCCCUUCGUCUUCUCCAUCGUACACUCUCCGACCUCCACUGUCGUCUGGGCGGCGAACACUGCGAACCCCGCGCCGUACACCGCCAAGCUCUCCUUCUCCGCCUCCGGAUUCUCCAUCUCUUUUUCAAACGGCAACGUUCUCUGGUCCACCCCGCAGCUACCUCGCCCAGCCACCGCCGCACGUCUCCUCGAUUCAGGGAAUCUCCUUGUCCUCGACGCAGCUAACGUAUCCAUGUGGGAAUCCUUUGAUCACCCCACCGACACGCUUCUAUCCUCUCAGCGCCUUCCGUCUGGCAGCUACCUCUCAACUCCUAGCGACGAUUACCGCCUCAUGGUCACAGGGAACGAUGCCGUACUUCUCUGGUCAGUCGGCGGCUUUCAACAGUUCUGGCGUUUAUCCUCCGAUGUCCGCUUCUAUAAAGAUCUGAACGCCCCUGUUGCUUACAUGGCGGCGAACGAGUCCGGGCUUUACCUGUUCUCCCCCGCCGGAGCAGUGGUGUUCGAGGUUAGUCUCUCUCCGACGAAGCUCCGCAUGAUGAAAUUGGAAGCCAACGGCCAGUUAAGUAUCAAGGGUUACUCCGGCAACGGCCCCAACCUCGAUGAAGCUCUCGUUGCUCCGGGUGGCGCUUGUGAUCUGCCAUCGUCCUGCCAAGUGCUCGAGGUCUGCACUACGCAGAACCAAGGUGCGACUUGCAACUGCCCGUCUUUAUUCACCACAUCACGCAGCGGCGGAUGCGCACCGGCCGAUGGCUCCACCCUCUUCUCCCCAUCGGGAUGCAACAGCAGAAACAAGAGCCAGGAAAGCUAUCGGAGCUUGGGAAGUGGAAUUGGGUAUAUACCGAACAAAUUCGCGAGUACGGUGAGCUCCGGAAGGGAUUUCUCAUCAUGCCGAGACAUUUGCAGCGGGAAUUGUUCUUGCCUUGGGUUUUUCUACUCGGCCUCGUCCCAGUCCUGCUUCCUUAUUAAGAACCAGAUCGGUUCACUUGUUAGCACCACGAACGAUGGGGUUUCGGAUACCGGAGACGGAUACAUAAAGGUCCUGGCAUCGCCCCAACCGCCAUCGGGUUCAAGCGGAAGCUCUUCCUCCAGUCUCCUCCCGAUUCUGCUACCUUCCAUUGCCGUCUUUCUACUAAUCAUCGUUCUCAUCUUCGCUGGAACUCAAUGGUGGCGCCGCCGUCGCCGACACCAAAGCGGAAAGAGAAAGGCACGAACGACAGCAUCCUCAAAACCCUCCACGAUGAAAGAUAUCUACCUCGGCCGGAAUCACCCAUGGCCAUCUCCAUCCGACGACCAGGGAUUCACCGGGGACGAGUCCAACUCCGACUCUGACGAGAUUUCCAUCCCGGGUCUCCCAACACGAUUCACCUACUCCGACCUCGCCUAUGCCACCGAGAACUUUAGCAUCAAGAUCGGUUCCGGCGGAUUCGGCGAGGUGUUUAAAGGACAACUUCCCGAUAAGACCCUAGUCGCCGUGAAGCGCAUCAGCGCCAGCCUAGGCGGUGGCGUCCACGGCAAGAAGGAAUUCUGCACGGAAAUAGCCGUCAUCGGCAACAUCCAUCACGUUAACCUAGUGCGCCUCCGCGGAUUCUGCACCGAGGGUCGCCGCCGGAUGCUCGUAUACGAAUACAUGAACCGUGGGUCCUUGGACCGCUCCUUGUUCGGCGCCGCCGGGCCUGUUCUCGAAUGGCAGGAGCGGAUGGACAUUGCCAUCGGCGCGGCACGUGGACUCGCCUACCUCCACUUCGGCUGCGACCAAAAGAUCAUCCACUGCGACGUCAAGCCUGAGAACAUUCUCCUUCACGACGCCAGCAGCGUCAAGAUCUCCGACUUUGGCCUGGCAAAGCUGAUCAGUCCGGAGCAAUCCGGCUUCUUCACGACGAUGAGGGGGACAAGGGGGUACCUAGCGCCUGAGUGGCUCACCAAUUCGGCAAUCUCCGACCGGACCGAUGUCUACAGCUAUGGAAUGGUACUGCUGGAAAUCAUUCGUGGUCGGAAGAACAGGUCGGUUGAAUCUAGCGGCGGCGGGGGGUCGUCGAGCGGCAGCUCCGGCAUUGGAGAUGUUGGGUAUUUUCCAAUGGCGGCGCUGGAGAUGCAUGAGAGGGGGAGGUAUUUGGAAUUAGCUGAUCGUAGGCUGGAGGGCAGGGUGAGGGAGGAGGAGGUGAGGCUAGCAGUGAAGGUGGCAUUGUGUUGCCUACAUGAAGAUCCGGGGCUGCGGCCAACUAUGGCCAGCGUGGCGGCGAUGCUCGAAGGCACAGUGGAGGUGACUCAGCCGCGACCGGAGGCUCUCAACUUUCUCCGGCUAUAUGGAAGGGGGUUUGUGGAUAACAACAGCAGCACCACCACCGGCGAGCUGGUCACUGGCACUACCAGCAGCAGCUCAGUUGUCUCCUACUCUUACAUGACCUCCCAAGAGGUAUCAGGGCCGAGAUAGACAUUUUUCUGCAACAAAUUCAGCUCGGUUGCUUUUUUUGUUUGAAAUUAUAGAAAUUGCGGCGUGGGAAACAGCUUGAAAGAUGAUCCAAAUGAGUGCACAGACAUUGAAUUGGUAUUUACAGCAUCAAAUUGAAUGCGAUUUCGACAAAAAUCAUAUGAAAUAUGCGCCUUCAGAUCGUUCCAACAUCAUUUUUGUUUGAAGCCCGCUGAUUCAGAAAGUUGGACAAAGACAUCUUUUUUACAUCAUUUCAAUCAGAGUGCAUUUUCAACAUCAAUGUUUAAUGUCAACAAAAAAUUGAUAUUUGCUUACAGCUUUGUAUAUUAUACGCGUUGAAAAUAUAUUGAUUUUAAUGAUGUAUGAA